Molecule: messenger RNA, 885 nt
Organism: Pipistrellus nathusii (Nathusius's pipistrelle)
Lineage: Eukaryota; Metazoa; Chordata; Mammalia; Chiroptera; Vespertilionidae
Source: the annotation of a GenBank genome assembly
AUGCUGCGGCUGGUCCGGGCCGGGGCGCGGGCCUGGCUCCCGCCCACCCGCUGCCAGCGGCUGAGCGUGCUGGCGGAAGAGGCAGCGCAGCCACCGGAGAAGCCGGAGCCGGUGGCGAGCCCGGGUCCCCCGGCACCGGUGCUGCGAAAGUGCGAGCUCCCCGUGCCCUCACACCGGCGUCCGGUGCAGGCCUGGGUCGAGUCCCUGCGGGGCUUCGAGCAGGAGCGCGUAGGUCUGGCCGAGCUGCACCCCGACGUUUUCUCCACGGCGCCCAGGCUGGAUAUCCUGCACCAGGUCGCCAUCUGGCAGAAGAACUUCAAGAGAAUUAGCUAUGCCAAGACCAAGACUAGAGCUGAGGUGCGGGGCGGUGGCCGGAAGCCCUGGCCACAAAAAGGCAGUGGGCGUGCAAGGCACGGCAGUAUCCGCUCCCCGAUCUGGCGAGGAGGAGGUAUUGCCCAUGGCCCCCGGGGCCCCACAAGCUACUACUACAUGCUGCCCAUGAAAAUGCGGGUGCAAGGCCUCAGAGUGGCGCUGACCAUCAAGCUGGCUCAGGACAACCUGCACAUCGUGGACUCCCUGGAGAUGCCUACUGCAGACCCUCAGUACCUAACGGAGCUGGCCUGCUACCGCCGCUGGGGGGACUCCGUGCUCCUGGUGGACUUAGUGCACGAGGACAUGCCUCAGAACAUGGUGGCCGCCACAUCGGGGCUGAAGACCUUCAACCUGAUCCCAGCUGUGGGCUUGAACGUGCACAGCAUGCUGAAGCACCAGACGCUGGUCCUAACCCUGCAGACUGUUGCCUUUCUGGAGGAGAAGUUGCUCUGGCAGGACUCACGCUACUCGCCCCUCUAUCCCUUCCGCCUGCCCUACUGCGACUUCCCCUGA